AUGUGUCGCCCCCAGGCUGAUUUUUUUCUGCACCGCAUUUUUUGGAGCUUCUAUCUGUGUAUUGUAGCAUUCAGACACUGCAAGUCACUGGUGCAGGUUGAUGGCACGCACCUGUACGGAAAAUAUAAAGGUGCACUUCUGGUAGGUGUUGCACAGGAUGGGAAUCAAAACAUUGUGCUUAUUGCAUUUGCGAUUGUCGAGGGUGAGACAGCAGACGCGUGGGAGUUUUUCCUAACCAAUUUGCGGAGAUAUGUUGUUACCAUUGAUGGUGUGGGUAUUAUUUCUGACUGCCAUACCUCUAUCGACGCUGCAAUGGCUCGCAGUAACGGUGCAUGGUCACCACCAAGGGCCUGGCACAUGUACUGCAUCAGGCACAUCGGGUCCAACUUCUUAAAGAGGUUCAAGGCUCCAUAUUUGCAUAAACUCGUGGUCAACACAGUUAUUUCAACUUGCUAUUAUGGCUAUUAUAGGACGGAGCAGGAGUAUAAUAAAAACUACCAAAGGCUUAAAGAGCAGGGUGAGGCAUAUACUCAAUGGUGCGAUGAGAUCGGUGUUGAGAGAUGGGUGUUGACAUUCGAUGGUGGUCAUCGUUGGGGACAUAUGACAACAAACUUGGUAGAGUGUAUAAAUUCUGUCCUGAAGGGUGCACGCAACCUUCCUGUGACUGCCCUUGUCCGGUCAACUUUCUAUCGGCUGAAUGAGUUGUUCACUCGGAAGAGUACUGAGGCUCAUGACCGUCUCCACAACGGAUUCACGUAUUCAGAAUUUGCAACGAAGAGAGUUGAAUAA
Molecule: messenger RNA, 789 nt
Organism: Arachis stenosperma
Lineage: Eukaryota; Viridiplantae; Streptophyta; Magnoliopsida; Fabales; Fabaceae
Exons: 2
Coding region: 1-789 (262 amino acids)
Source: RefSeq, a predicted model, not a curated record